UUCUUCUCUUGCCACAGAGCCUCAAGCCUAAAAAGGAAGGAGGGAGACUUGUUGGAUUCUUGGAAAGAACAAUUUCUACUCUUUACUCUUCACAGCACGGUCGCUCUCUCUCUUUCACUCUCUUACACAUUAUCUUUCUUUUUCUUUUCUCUCUUUUUAAUCUUUACAUAAACAGCUCAGUCUUCUUCUCUCUCUCUCUCUUGCUUUGCUCUGUCACUUCUGUAGCUGCUAGGUACAAACACAAACAAAAAAGACUCAUUCUCUCUUAUUAUCUCUUGAAUUUUAGUUGAAUUGUGUCUCAGAGAGUUUAAUGGCUGAGAGUGGGAAGUCCCAACCAGGCAUUUUCUGUUUUAUCUUUUCACACACUGUCUGUCUCUAUUUCCACACCACUGUCCUUUAGUUUUUACCUUUUUUUUUUUCUUUCUUGCCUAUAAUUUCAACUAGCAAUUUUUUCCCGCCUCCUCUGAAAGAUUAUCUGCAAUUGGUCAGCUUGGAAGUUACCAAAGACAAGGUUUUUUGCCUCUUCAGUGUUUGUUUUCUGGGUUUCUCUAAGAAAGUUGAAGGAACCUGGGCUUUGUGAUAUGGACUCAUCAUCAUCAUCAGGAUCAACAAAGAGGGCUCGAGCACCUGUUAAUGGAACCCAAGUCCCUUUGUGCUUGGUUGAUGGGUGUAAUUCAGACCUAAGUAAAUGCAGGGAUUAUCACCGACGCCAUAAAGUAUGUGAACUCCACUCUAAGACCCCAAAGGUUACAAUUAGGGGUCAGGAACAACGGUUCUGCCAGCAGUGCAGCAGGUUCCAUUCCCUGGGGGAGUUUGAUGAGGGAAAGCGUAGCUGCAGGAAACGUCUUGAUGGACACAACCGACGCCGUAGGAAGCCUCAACCAGAUUCUCUGUCCUUAAAUUCAGGAAGGUUUAAUUCCAGCUACCAAGGCACCAGAAUCUUAUCAUUCACUAGUCCACAAAUAUUUCCACAAGGUGCUGUAGUGAGCUCUCCUUGGACUGGGACUGUCAAAGCUGAGUCUGAUGCUGCGCUUUACAACAGCUAUUCACAGUUGAAUUAUUCUGACAGAAAAAACUCCAUUAAUCCGGGAUCUUUAUACGAUAAUUACAAAGGAGGAAAGCAGUUCCCAUUUUCACAAGGCUCUAGUUCCUCCCUCCUUGGAGCUUCUAUUAGCCAACCGCUUCUGGAUGCUAAUUUUGCAUCCAGCAAUGAUAGCCGCAGUCAGAAAGUGUUCUCUAAUGGGUUAAACCAAGUCAUAGAUUCUGACUGUGCUCUCUCUCUUCUGUCAUCAACACCAACUGAGACUCGGCAGGUUGGUUUGAGCAACAUGGUGCAGUCCAAUCCCAUCCACACGGGUCAGUCCUUAGUCCCAAGUCUGCACUACAAUGGGUUUGGAAUGGAGGUUAAAGAAAAUUCUUCUGCUUUGGGUAGCAGCAAUACCAACAUCCAUUGCCAAGGAAUGUUUUCGAUUGGGCCUCAUGAUAGUGAUGGGUCAUCUGCAACCGGGCCUAAUCAAACACUUUCCUUCUUGUGGGAGUAGUAAAGUGCCAAUUCUAGCUAGCUCCCUUUUGUGAAUUGUCACCUUCAAGCGGGCCUUUACAAAUAAAAAAAAUGUUACCGAA
This is a messenger RNA of Quercus lobata, 1623 nucleotides long. Its product is annotated as squamosa promoter-binding-like protein 16. The transcript has 4 exons. The record is from RefSeq and is a predicted model, not a curated record. Bases 582 to 1541 code for a protein of 319 amino acids. NCBI's taxonomy places the organism in Eukaryota, Viridiplantae, Streptophyta, Magnoliopsida, Fagales, Fagaceae. Gene Ontology annotation, molecular function: DNA binding. Gene Ontology annotation, cellular component: nucleus.